AUGAUCACAAUUUCGUCCUCCAGUCUACUAAAGAAACAUGGGAUUGUUCACAAGGUAGCAAUAGCUUACCACCCCCAGAACAAUAGACAAGCCGAGGUGUCUAACAGAGAAAUAAAGUAUAUCCUGGAGAAGGUCGUCAAGCCUCAUAGAAAAGACUGGAGCACCAGGUUUGCAGAAGCGCUUUGGGCAUAUCGGACUUCGUACAAGACAUCAAUCGGAAUGAGCCCCUUCCGCCUAGUCUACGGAAAGGCUUGUCACCUCCCAGUGGAGGUGGAACACAAGGCUUUCUGGGCAGUGCGAGAAUGCAACAUGAGACUCGAGAAAGUGGGGGCUGAGCGGAAGUUGCAACUACAGAAAUUGGAGUGCCUUCGCCUAGAAGCAUAUAAAAACUCCAGGCUAUACAAAGAGAAGGUGAGGGCUGUGCAUGACAAGAACAUCAAGUGGAGGGAGUUCUGCCCUAGGGAGUUGGUUCUCCUUUACAACUCCAGGAUGGGUACCCAAGAAGGAAAUGGGAAGGCCACUGAUAAGACACCGACAAGGAACUACAAUAAUGAGCAUCUACUCAUUCUUCCAACACACCUUGCUGAUUUUGUGGAGUCUUGUAUCGAGAGGAGACAGUGGGGAUUCUUGAGAAGGCAGCCGCGAUAG
This is a messenger RNA of Arachis duranensis, 648 nucleotides long. RefSeq lists its product as uncharacterized. Gene Ontology annotation, molecular function: nucleic acid binding. Lineage: Eukaryota; Viridiplantae; Streptophyta; Magnoliopsida; Fabales; Fabaceae. The coding region runs from base 1 to 648 and encodes 215 amino acids. The record is from RefSeq and is a predicted model, not a curated record. The transcript has 3 exons.